This is a messenger RNA of Cryptotermes secundus, 1564 nucleotides long. Its product is annotated as alpha-tocopherol transfer protein. Gene Ontology annotation, cellular component: membrane. The transcript is spliced from 6 exons. Gene Ontology annotation, molecular function: phosphatidylinositol bisphosphate binding. The record is from RefSeq and is a predicted model, not a curated record. The coding region runs from base 333 to 1214 and encodes 293 amino acids. NCBI's taxonomy places the organism in Eukaryota, Metazoa, Arthropoda, Insecta, Blattodea, Kalotermitidae.
CAGGGCUGAAACAUAAGCCAAGGAAGAUAACAACUAUAGAUAUAACUUUAAAUAUUUUACUGAUGCCAGAACUCUAGUGGCCUGAUGCUAUAUAGAUUACAUACUCUGUAUGACUGUAUCUGUCUCUGAUGGUUCAAUAUAGUGAAAGCCAGACUAGCCUUAAAAAUGUGUUUGUGGUAAUUCUAAUUUCUAGGUCAAUUUGAUUUAGAAUCAAAACUCUGUUAGUGUAAUUAAAGUGUUGCUCUUGAUGUGCAGCUGUAUAAGUGCCUUUUAUAUCAAUUGACAUUUAUGUGCCACGAUGUUUUUUAUGUGUAACUAGAUGAUAUAGCAAAAUGAGUGCAAUGCAAGCAGAUUCCAAGAAUCCUCAACUAAAGACGAAGGACCUAGAAGAACUGAAAUGUUGGCUAGGUACACAAGAACACUUACCACCUAUUUCAGAAGAGCACCUAAUAAUGUUCCUACACAGCUGCUAUUAUGAUGUUGCUCGGACUAUGGACUGCAUUGAGACAUAUUAUACUAUAAGGACCAAUAUUCCAGAAAUAUUUACUAACAGAGAUUUGAAACGUAUAGAAAAUCAAAAAAUGUUGGCAGUUUUAAACUACAUACAGCUUCCUGUUAGAGAUCCAAAUGGCCAUCACAUUAUAUUUCACAGUCUAAAGGAAAAUGAGCCUUCAAAAUACUGCUUCAGUGAUGCUGCCAGAAUAUAUUUUAUGAUGGCCGAUAUGUGCAUCCAACGUGACAGCACAUCACCUGGCACUAUUAUCGUAUUUGAUGCCAAGGGUUUCAAGUUUGGACAUAUCAUCAGAUUAAAUCUCUCUUUAGUACAUAAGAUACUCACCUAUGUCCAGUUUUUACUUGAUGCAUUGCAGGAAGGAUUGCCUGUACGACUGAAGGGCAUUCAUGUAUUAAAUACAGCAGCUUUUGUGGAUCAUCUCAUGCGCCUCAUUAAACCUUUCUUGAGUAAAGAACUUCAAAAACUGAUUCAUUUCCAUACAGGCAAUAAUGAAUCCAUCUAUGAACAUUUGCCAAAGAGAUGCUUGCCUCAAGAUUUUGGUGGAGAACUUCCAACGGUUGCAGAAUUAAAUGCUGGAUUUAUUGUGGAGUUGCAACAGUUUCAAGAUUAUUUCAAGGAAGAGGAGAGGUUUCGAGUGGAUGAAAACAAAAGAUGUAAUAAAAGGAAGAACAGGAAUUAUUCUUUAUCAUCAAGUCACUAGCCAUCCACUGUAAUAAUUUAACCUGUAACUGAGUACAGAAAUAUGUCUUGUCAGCAGUUAAAAUUGGAAACUUAAACUUAAACUUUGUAACCCACAGGCUAAAUCUAUACCCCUUGAUGCUUUCCACUGGUGGAUGAAACGCAGAAGGGAUAUGAAUAUUAAUUCUGUUACAUUUUGUUUUGUGAAGUAUUUAAUAUUCUUAUCAUGAACUGAUAUUACAUUAGAUUUUACACUGUAAACGUCAUACUGCUAUAAGCGAAGUCCAGCACCAUAGAUAAAGUUAAAGUUAUCCCUUUGCUUAACUAAUUAAGCACUAUACCAUGAAGGCAUAUUGAUGAGUGGAUGUAUAG